Cylas formicarius (sweet potato weevil) is the source of this 2346-nucleotide messenger RNA. RefSeq names its product DNA (cytosine-5)-methyltransferase 1-like. The record is from RefSeq and is a predicted model, not a curated record. NCBI's taxonomy places the organism in Eukaryota, Metazoa, Arthropoda, Insecta, Coleoptera, Brentidae. Bases 1 to 2346 code for a protein of 781 amino acids. The transcript is spliced from 12 exons. Gene Ontology annotation, molecular function: chromatin binding; methyltransferase activity. Gene Ontology annotation, cellular component: nucleus.
AUGACCGAGCGGCCCAUGGGCGAGCGACCUACGGUCGAACGGCCAGAACACAAAAAAAGACCCAUGGCCGAGCGGCCUAUGCGCGAGUGGCCUAUGGGCGAGUGGCCUAUGGGCGAGUGGCCUAUGGGCGAGUCGCCAAUGUGCCAAAAGAAGAAGAGCCAUGGCCGAAAUGUAAGCUAUGUCGUCAAUAUCAAGGCCACCAGCGAAGCAGCUAGAAAGGGUCAGAUUUGCGAGGACGGAAAUCUAUAUAUCAAUCAAGGUGACCAUAUAGUGAUCGGUUCUGACGAAGCAAGUAAACCAUCACGAAUAGGAUACGUGGUCUACAUGUUUGAAGGGGAGGAUGGUGAAAAAAUGGCCCACGUGGGUUUUUACGAACGUGGCACCGACACUAUAAUGGGUGACACUUCAGAUCCGAGAGAAUUGUUUCUUGUACACGGAUGCGUGGAUCUUUAUUUAAGCGCCAUAUCGAGCAAAGCAAAGGUAGUUCGCCGGUAUGUAAACCGUGAACUAUGGAAAAAUAACGGAGGUAAUAAACGGCCGUUCAAAAACGACGACGGCGUGAGUUAUUAUUUUUCGAAAAUAUGCGACUCGGAUAGGAGCAGAUUCCUCGAUAUUGUCGACGACAAAACCACAGAAUGCAUUUCCUGCGCCUGGCAAAAGGAAACGGACAGCAGGGACGCGCCUAAAUUGACGACCGAUAAACGCUGUUUCGAAUGGCAAGGAGUAAUCUACAGUGUGGGAUCUGCGGUGUUUUUCGAAUCCGGAGACUACCGGGAAAAUGAAGACCCAGACAAGUCCGAAAACAAAGAAAAUGAGUAUCGAUUCGAAUCCAUAAAUGGGGAAUGGCUAAACACCUGUAAAUUAGAUCGAGAGGCCAUUUUUCCGGAAAGGUACAGAAAACCGGGCAAAAAAUGCAGCACGGAAUUCAGCGAGCCUUACACAAUCGGAAUCAUCGAAGACAUAAAGGACGGAAGGGUAGUUAACAUCACAAUACGGAUGUUUUACCGGCCCGAAGAUUUGGUUGAUGGAAAAUAUGGCGACCCCCAUUUACUCUACUGGACGAACAGAUUUUACACCAUAAAGGGGUGGAGCCAAUGGAAGGAUGUGGCAAAAGGAAAGUGCUUUGUCGCAAAAAAAACACUCCUUCCAAACUGCGAUGAAUGGAUUAAAGAAGGUCCGUACAGGUUUUAUUUUGAAAAAUUUUAUGAUCACAAGAAAAAUAUAGUGUUAGAGUUGCCCAUUGAGGAUAAGAAACCAGGUGGAGAAUCCAAAGAUACUCAAAAUGAAGAAAUUCUGGUAUGGCCGAAAUUAAAUCGUAAAUUGAGAUCCAUGGAUAUAUACGCCGGCUGUGGAGGGCUCUCCAACGGAUUGGAAAAGUCGGGUUUAGUUGUUACAAAAUGGGCCAUCGAGAAAGACAAAUCAGCAUCGAAAUCUUUCCGAUUGAACAACCCUACCGCCACUGUGAUAAAAGGGGAUUGCAAUAAAAUACUUUCGAAUUUGUUGUUAAAAUUGGACACUGUCGGCAUGCCGGAGAAAGGAGAAGUGGACAUAAUCGUUGGAGGACCUCCGUGUCAAGGAUACUCCAAAAUGAACAGGCAUAAUCAAAAAGCGCCGGCAAAGAAAAACAAUUCGCAGGUUCUUAACUUCCUGGGAUUUGUGGACUAUUACAGGCCUGAUUAUUUUAUCUUCGAAAACGUGGAAAAUUUUGUAAAAUUCGAAGAUAGCCUGCACCUGAAACUGACGAUAAAAUGCGCUUUGAGGAUCGGUUACCAAAUAGCAUUCGGUAUUCUUGACGCCGGAAACUAUGGACUGCCUCAGAAACGGCGAAGAUUUUUCAUUGUUGGUGCAGCGCCAUUCUUAAAACUACCAAAUUUACCGGAACCUACGCACUGCUUUAUUAAUAAAUCGCGUUUGAACUUCAAAGUUGACAACAAAGUGUAUGACACUGGUGAAACUGCAACCGGUGCAAGGGGAUCCCUUCCGUACAGAAAUGUGACAGUAAGGGACGCUAUAGCCGAUCUGCCUGUUUUAGACGACAAUGCGAAAAGCAAAGACAAGAAACACCAAAUACCAAUUGAAGAGGACAAGGCAAAGCGGUAUGAAAUGGAAUACGAUAACCGCCAACCGUUGUCGCAUUACGUUAGAUUACUCAGGCAACACGUUAAAAGAGACGACGUCGUGACUUGUCACCAGUUCACGCCAUUAUCCAGCAUCAUGAGGAAACGAAUUGAACUCAUCCCUGAGAAUGGUAACUGGAUGGAUUUACCGAAUAUAACCGUAACUUUGAAAAAUAACGUCAAGACCGACAUCUUAAACUAUAGUUUCAGGUUAGUGGGAUCGUCCUAG